This is a messenger RNA of Helicoverpa zea (corn earworm), 2537 nucleotides long. RefSeq names its product lipase 3-like. The record is from RefSeq and is a predicted model, not a curated record. The coding region runs from base 1 to 1410 and encodes 469 amino acids. Lineage: Eukaryota; Metazoa; Arthropoda; Insecta; Lepidoptera; Noctuidae. Gene Ontology annotation, biological process: lipid metabolic process. The transcript has a single exon.
AUGACGAAGAAGUUUGUUAUAUUAUUCAUUCUCAUAAACUUUAGAAAUGGCUUAAUGGCAGACCAAAUAAUAUCACGAUCUAUAGCCAAAAUAACACAGAGCUUCGCAGAAAGCUUCAUCAAGCAUCCAAUAAUUACUUCAGCUACGUUUGCGAUAUCAAAUGCUCUCGCUGCCGGUGUUAAUUUGAUAACAAAAGUGCCUUAUGCGGUGUCGAGAGCGCUGGGCCCUAUCAAACUUUCUUCACAAAUCAGUAAGACUAACGUCGUAGAUUCUGUCGAUAAAUUUAUGGCAGACUUCAACUCUGGGAAAACAAAUGAAGAUGCUGAAAUGAGCAUUGUAGAUAUCCUUCGCAAGUAUGGAUAUUCUGUAGAAAGACAUGAAGCUACAACAGAAGAUGGUUUCUUGUUGACCAUGUUCAGGAUCCCCAGCAACGGCUCCGCGGUGUUCCUCAUGCAUGGGUUACUCGGUAGUGCUGACGACUUCGUGGUGGCGGGCCCCGGCAACGCCCUCGCGUACCUGCUAGCUGAUCAAGGUUACGACGUGUGGAUGGGCAAUGCUAGAGGCAGUAAGCAUUCGCGACGUCACAUAAGCCUGCAGCCUUCAAGUGCAGCAUUUUGGGACUUCUCCUGGCAUGAAAUAGGAAUAUACGACCUCCCAGCUAUGAUCGAUUAUGUGUUAGCCAAAAGAAAUACAAAAACUCUGAAAUACGCCGGCUUUUCUCAAGGCACGACAUCUUUCUUCGUGAUGACCUCUGAAAAGCCCGAAUAUAACUCAAAGAUAUCUGUUAUGGUUGCUUUGUCCCCCGUUGCUUUUAUGGCAAACGUGGUUUCCCCGGUUAUCCGACUGUUGGCACCGGGAACAUCAAUCAUACACGGUGCUUCGCAGACGUUUGGGGUGUAUGAAUUUUUACCGGACAGUAAAGCAAUUAAUACAGUUAAAUGGCAACUCUGCGGCACUGGCCCCCUAGCUUCGAUAUUAUGUAGCAACGUUUUAUUCCUAAUCGCUGGUUUUGAUUUUGGUCAGCUCAAUGUUACCAAUUUGCCUGUGAUAUUCGGCCAUAUGCCAGCCGGAGCAUCGGUGAAGCAACUUGCUCAUUACGGCCAAGGACUUAUAUCCCGGGAUUUUAGGCAAUUCGACUACGGUAGUGAUGAGAAUAUGAAGAGAUACGGUGUUAAAGUGCCUCCGAGUUAUGCAUUGGAUAAGAUAGUAGCGCCCGUUUGUUUGUUGUACAGUGACGCAGACUGGCUCGCACACACCACGGAUGUGGAGCUACUUAGUAAGAAGCUGAACAAUGUAGUUGACAAAUACAAGAUACCCUACGAGCAGUUCAACCAUUUUGACUUUAUUUAUGCUAAAAAUGUAAAAACUUUAGCUUAUAAACGGUUGUUGGAAGAUUUUUCAGAAUUCUAAAGUAUGAGUGAGUGAUAGCUAAGUAUAGUGAUGUGACCCAUUGUGCAACACAGAGCAAGGCUGAUUUUAUACAUUUUUGUAAAAAUUGCAAAUAACUCAUUUAAAUACACAAUACAAAAUAAAAGGUUGUAAAUUAAAUAUAGUUUUCCAUAUUUCAGGCAGACGGGUUUCUCUGGCUCGGCAACAGUCGUGUUGGGCUACCGAUAAACGUUGAGCUGCUGUGGUCAAAAAAUUAUAUAGCACUAGCACUAACCUAUUAUAGCCUUCCUCAAUAAAUGGGACACUGAAAUAAUAUUUCAAAUCGGACUAGUAGCCCUGAGUCCUGAGAUUAGCGCGUUCAAACAAACAAACACUUCAGAAUUUCUUUCUAGUCCUUGCUCGAAAAACACGGUGUUAUCCAUUGAUCCCGUGGCUAUCGUCAUUUUGUAAACCUAUUAUGACACCUAUUUGAGAACCGACAAUACCGACCUACCAAUUUUUUUAUGCGUUAGAGAGCGUUAAGACUGUUGUGAUGAUAUUCGUUAUUUAUUCAUAUUUCAAUCCUAUUGCGGCGUAAAACAGUUCAAAAAUAUGUAUUUACUCCCUAGCAAUCGUCCUAGGUAAAUAAGUUGUAUGUAGCACCUUAGAUUUAAGAUUACUACAUUCAACAUGAGACCUUAAGUAAAUCCGUCGCAUUCCUAUUUAUGAAUCAAGCUAAUUCUUUUCAUAUCAUUUCAUCCAAUUUCAUAGGUUCCCUUUACACAAAACACCGUGAAGAUGUGACACUCGUGACGGAAACGAUAGCAUCGACAGGAAAUUAAACAAAUGAUUUGCACAAAUAACAGCAGGGAUGCUUAGCAAACAGUUUUGUUUGUCACUGUUUACUUGCAAUUUGUUUAGACUUGGCAUGACCCAGAAAAUUUGCUGAUAUUGGUUCGUUUUAAGACCCGUGUUAAAAGUUUUUAGGGUUCUGUAGUAAAUUAGGAACCCUUAUAGUUUCGCCAUGUCUGUUUGCCGUCCGUCCUCGCUUAAUCUCAGUGACCGUAAGGACAACAAAGCUGAAAUGUGGUGCCAACAUAUAUAUCAAUAACGCCGACCAAGCGCAAAAAUAAAAAGUGGAAUAAAAUAUUAGGGAACGUGCACGUAAA